Solanum pennellii is the source of this 1756-nucleotide messenger RNA. RefSeq names its product probable 6-phosphogluconolactonase 4, chloroplastic. The coding region runs from base 97 to 879 and encodes 260 amino acids. Gene Ontology annotation, biological process: carbohydrate metabolic process; pentose-phosphate shunt. The record is from RefSeq and is a predicted model, not a curated record. NCBI's taxonomy places the organism in Eukaryota, Viridiplantae, Streptophyta, Magnoliopsida, Solanales, Solanaceae. Gene Ontology annotation, molecular function: 6-phosphogluconolactonase activity. The transcript has 3 exons.
CGCGUGUCAAAGUUGACAAGUAUUUUUGAUGUACAAAUUAUAAGGAGAAAGUGCAAAACACACGCUCUCAAGAAAUAGCUUCAGAUUUAGGCUAAAAUGGCAACCCAGAAAGGGAAGAAGACGGUGCUAAAAUUCGACUCCGAAGAAGAUGUAUCAAAGGCACUUGCUAAAUACACUGCUGAGCUAUCGGAAAAAUUCAUCAAACAAAAAGGUUCUUUCACUGUUGUGCUCUCUGGUGGUUCUCUUAUCGAUACCAUGAGGAAAUUGGUAGAGCCGCCGUACAAAGACUCAAUUGAUUGGUCGAAAUGGUGGAUUUUUUGGGUAGACGAAAGAGUGGUUCCUCUAGGUCACGAUGAUAGCAAUUACAAACUUGCUUCGGAUGGGUUUCUUUCUAAGGUUCCGAUCCCCUCUUCUAACAUUUAUGCGAUUAAUGACAAGGAGUCACCUGAGGGUGCAGCUGCUGAUUACGAAGCUCGUCUGAAACAAUUGAUCGAGAGCAAAGUUCUUCCGUUAUCAGCAAUUACUGGAUUCCCCAAAUUUGAUCUUAUGCUAUUAGGUAUGGGGCCAGAUGGACAUGUAGCGUCUUUGUUUCCUUCGCGUCCUCACCGCCAUGAGAAGGAGCGGCUGGUCACCUUCAUUACAGACUCACCAAAACCUCCUCCACCAAGGAUUACUUUCACCUUUCCGGUAAUUAAUUCGGCUUCAGAGAUAGCAAUGGUGGUCACAGGAGCAGAAUUAGCUCAUAUGGUUGAUGUCGCUUUGGGUAAUGCGCCUCCUCCUGAUGGAAUUCCUCCCCCUUGUACUGAGGUUUCAGCUGAAGAGGAACUGACCUGGUUUUUAGACAAGGAUGCUGCAUCAAAACUACAGACCUCUAGAUGAUUAUGUUAUCCUUGUGAUAUAGUUAAUAAGUGUAAUCCAAAUAGGACAUGAGCAUAAAGUUUGGUGCCCCUUGAAUGUGUUGCCUAGUAAUGGUUAACCAUCCUUGCUUGGUAGUUGGUACUUAUUCUACCUUUAACUUUAUCCUCUAGAAGGUAAAAGUUAGGUAAGAUAUGAAGAAUUGCAUAUUCUAUAAGGUUUGGUAACGUCUCUUUGCGAACUGAGAUCCAUGAUCAGAAUAUAAUACAUUGGUAUUCAGUAUUGUACUGGCGAGCCGUGAUUAAACAGGACAUGAUCUUAGAUAUAAGAAGUUAUGGAGGACAUAGAUUAGUGUAGGAUGAUAGUAGGUAGUUUAGCAUUGGCUGGUAGUUUGUUGUCCUUCAAUCCAUGGGUGCUACUUUCUACCGUCUCUUUUACUUCGAUUAUCGCACUAUUUCAUUGUGGUUUUUUUUCUUUGACAUGUUCUCUAUCGUAGCUACUUUGUUAUGCUGGUCUAUCAGGAACAUGCUCUCCAUCUUUACGAGGUAGUGAUAGAACUUGUGUACAUUCUAUGCUCUCCAGAUCCCACUUGUGGGUAUGUUGUUGUUGUUGUUGAGACUAUGACCAUCAAGCUUUUCUGAUUCUCUUCUAGCUUACAGAAGAUGGAGGAUGGAGGAUGGAGAAAAUGGUAGUGCUUCCCUUGCUCCCUUCUCGACACAAAAAACAACUUAUUCUUUAAGCCUUUUGGUAUUCAGAAGUUCUAGUGGUGAGUGAAAGGUAUGUUCUUGAUUACAACUACUUAUAUGUGCAAAGGUUUUAAUUGGUGUUACUGUCAAAUGUAAUGGACGAAAAUUGCUUGUGAUGCUUUCCUAUUUCAUGAGUAAUCACUGAUUCAUUUCAA